AUGCUAGCCAUUUCUUCUUCUCCUUUAUUUUCUACUACUAAUGAUAAUUUUGGGUGGCUUUUGGAGGAUCUGAUAAGCCAUGAAUCAACAAAUAGUGGAGAAACUUCAAAUUCAUCUCAAAAAAGGCUUCAACAAUGUGAUCCAAAUAAUUUUUUUGAUCAGAUUAUUAUCAACGGUGGUGAUCAUCAUCAACCUGAUCAGACGGUGAAGAAGCUCAAUCAUAACGCAAGUGAACGUGAUCGUAGAAAGAAAAUCAACGGCUUAUAUUCUUCUCUUCGUUCUUUGCUUCCUGCUUCUGAUCAUACGAAAAAACUAAGUAUUCCAUCAACAGUAUCAAGAAUUCUCAAGUACAUACCGGAGUUACAAAGUGAAGUGGAAAGAUUGAUUCAAAAGAAAGAAGAAUUUACAUCAACAAUUAUUUCCAAUAAAAAAAAUUCAGCUGAUUUUAACAAGCAAAAAAGAAGAAAAGGAGGAAUUGAAAAUUCUUCAUUAGUUAUUACAACAAGUGAAUUAGGUGAUAAAGAAAUAGUGGUUCAAAUAUCAACUUUGAAUAAUAAUAAAGGUUCAAUUGGUGAGGCUAUUUCAGAAUUGGAGGAUGAAGGACUUGUUCUACUAAAUGCAACUUCUUUUGGAACUUUUGAAGAUGGAGUAUUCUAUACCUUACAUUUUCAGGUUGAAGGAAGAGUUGAGGUUGACAUGUUAAGAGACAAACUCUCAUCAUACUUUGAGAAUGAAGAAAACCUAUUAUGA
Solanum dulcamara is the source of this 750-nucleotide messenger RNA. RefSeq names its product transcription factor ORG2-like. The coding region runs from base 1 to 750 and encodes 249 amino acids. Gene Ontology annotation, biological process: regulation of transcription by RNA polymerase II. Gene Ontology annotation, cellular component: RNA polymerase II transcription regulator complex. The record is from RefSeq and is a predicted model, not a curated record. Gene Ontology annotation, molecular function: protein dimerization activity; RNA polymerase II transcription regulatory region sequence-specific DNA binding; DNA-binding transcription factor activity, RNA polymerase II-specific. NCBI's taxonomy places the organism in Eukaryota, Viridiplantae, Streptophyta, Magnoliopsida, Solanales, Solanaceae. The transcript has 3 exons.